AAAUAAAAUUCUAAUUAAAAUAAUAUUACGACUAUUGUAAUAAAAAAGAGAUAAAAUUGUAAUAAAAAUAUUGUUAUGAUCAUUCAGGUAAAAAAUGUAAUUCCAAUUAAAAUAAUUUAAGUCCAUUGAUAUAUUGAUAAAUAAAAUGUUGUUUUUCGACUCCUGGAGGAGUUUCCAGUGGACAUUUUCAAUUUAUUAAAAAACCUCGUUAUCUUUCUUGUGACUCAUGCAAUUAGCUCACUCACAGACUAAUGAAUUUUCCGUAAUUACGAUAUAUUACAGCAAAAAAUGGGAGGUGUAAUAUUCUGCAAGGACACGUUUGAAAAAAAAAUGAAACACCUUUUUUUAUAUUUGUUAUCGUUCUCCCACGUUUGUCGCUCCACUAAACAUUUUUUUCUUUAAUAAUUUCUCUCCGCACGCCAAUGCAAAGUGUGCCAACAACAACCCCAUUCGCAAGCCAUAAUACUCACGUUGAAAUGUUGUUUUAAUCUAUCGAUUCACUUCCAUCAUCCGAAAUAGAAGUUUAUUAUUAGAAUUCUAACUUUCUGACAUGUACAAGCGAUUAACCGGUCGAGCUCACAAUGCGAUUGUCACAGAGCCUUCAAAUGCUAAUUAAAAAUUGAUAUAUCAGAUAAAUUAUCACCAGGAGGCGAGUAAAAAUGAAUUUUUUUAAUAAUAAUUUGUCAAAGUUUGAUUCUGUAAUUAAAACGAGAAUAUUUCGUUGAAUUCAAUGGGGCAUUCAUUGAUCAACUUUCAUAAUUAAUUCACAACUCAUAAUUAAUUAAUUGGACUUCAACUGAUCGUUUAAAAUCUAUAAUUGAGUCUGAACAUUUUGCGUAUUAUUUUUCAUCGGACGAUUUUCUAAUAAAAAAUUAUCCCAGCGGUUGAGAUAUCAUUUUUUUGUGGUAAAAAUUUGGGAAAUAUUUUUUUUACGUUAAAAAUUGUAAAUAAAUUCCCCAGUCAAACGAAUAAUGACUCAACUGGACUCUCAUCCUGUAAAAAAUCCAAUAACCAAACGAAAAAAAGUACCAUAAAGACAUCACGCAUAAACUCGCGCCUGCGCGCUCCGUCCCCUUUCCCUCCCGACACUUCACCAACGCCGGGAGCCCAGUGUUUACGUGUAUGCUGGUGUGAGUGCUGCAGUGGGACGUGUCUGAGCAUUUCAGAGAAAAAAACAACCCCCACAUUACUAUUAUCCAUGUCCCAGAGGCUUCUAACGGGUGUUAUAACGUGACUGAACCCUCGAAAUUGAUCGAUUUCACGUCUGAUAACGACUUGUGGAUGAAGUGGAUUAAAUUCGCCUGUGGACGGCGAAAAAAACGUGCGGCCAGGACAUCCAGGGCUUAUUAAAAUUCAAUGCAAGUUUGAUAACAAGAAUUAUGGAACUGAUGAGAACAUGAUGCUCUCAGCUAGACGUACAAUCCAUCAUUCGUUGAGAUUAAAGUGCUGAUUAAUUGGCUAAUUAUUAUGGGGAAGCAAAACGGCUCUUGUUGGUGGUGCGUCAGAGCCUUCAAGUGGAUACCCGUUAUCUUCAUUCUGACUAUCGUAUUCUGGUCUUAUUAUGCCUACGUCGUACAACUCUGUUACUAUACUAUUGAAAGUAAUGUCCAGAAGGCGUUUUAUCUCUUCUUCUUUCAUAUUUUAUUCCUCAUCUUCCUGUGGUCGUAUUGGCAGACUGUUUUUACGGAGUUAGUUCCAAUUCCGGAUAUGUUUAAGGUACCUGCUGUGGAGAUGGAGAAACUCCAUCAGGCGCAGAGUGAAGACGCGCAGUCAGCAAUACUGGAGCGAAUUGCCCAAGAUUUACCUGUUACUAACCGAACCGUCAGAGGAGCCAUCAGAUUCUGCGACAAAUGUCAGCUGAUAAAGCCAGAUCGUACUCAUCACUGCAGUGUUUGUCGUCAGUGUGUCCUGAAGAUGGACCAUCACUGUCCAUGGGUGAAUAAUUGUGUUGCUUAUCACAAUUACAAAUUUUUCAUGCUCUUUCUGAUGUACGCCCUGCUCUACUGCGUAUUCAUCGCCGCCACUUCUCUCCAGUAUUUCAUACAAUUUUGGAAGGUUUGGUUUGGUGAUCAGGGGGAACUGGAUGGAACGAGUAAAUUCCAUUUGCUGUUUCUCUUCUUCGUAUCCCUGGUGUUCGGUGUCAGUCUCAACUCAAUGUUUUUCUACCACUCCUACCUCAUCCUGCACAACAGGUCCACUCUGGAGGCGUUUAGACCUCCGAUGUUUAGAAUGGGCAAGGACAAAGACGGCUUCAGCAUUGGAAAAUACAAUAACUUCCAAGAAGUAUUUGGGGAUAACAGGAAGCUAUGGUGUCUACCUGUUUUUACUAGUCUUGGGGACGGAGUGAUCUAUCCAGUUCGAUCCCAGCAUCAGAGUGGUCUCAGUACGUACAACUCGAUGGGCAGUACUCAAAACAGUUUUGGCGAUGGAAUAACAUUUCCGGAGAGGCUCUGCGACGAAGAUACUCACACACUUCUCGGUGAUAACAGGACUUGAAAUUAUUGUCGAGGAUGUGCUACUUAAUUAUUGCCUCGUUUACAGGUAUUUUAUGUAAAAGUCUGAUUACUUUGUCGAAGAACUUCCUAUGUUGAUCGAGAAAAUCAUUGUUUAGUUUUUUUAGUUGUUCAAUGCAAUAACGAAGGGGUUAAACUAGAUGAAUUGAGUCAUCAAAAUCUUUUGAAGUUGACAGAUUAACAUAUUCGAUUUUUUUAAAUAAUUUGGCAAUAGACAAGUGUAGAGAGGAAUGCAAAUUUUAUUUGAUGGUGAAGCGUGAGAGAGGAUUGACCUUGACUUUCGUUUUUUUUAGCUUUCGAUUUUUAAAAUUAAUUUUAAUCCUAUUUGUUUAGGUUUUCUGAUUACUUUUCAUAAUAAGAAAUUUAAAAACCUUCAUUUUCUCUUCAAUGUAAAGAAUGUAUGUUAGAAAAUUAAAAUGCCAGCAGAUAUCAUUGUUAAUAGAAUUUAAGCAGAAUUCUAACUAAAUUUCAACGCAUCAUUCUGGAAAUGUCAGUAUUUUUUCCAAUAAAAAAUCAGAAAAAUUGUCAUAAGAAAAUCAA
This is a messenger RNA of Diachasmimorpha longicaudata, 3053 nucleotides long. RefSeq names its product palmitoyltransferase ZDHHC2. The transcript has 9 exons. Gene Ontology annotation, molecular function: palmitoyltransferase activity. The coding region runs from base 1468 to 2496 and encodes 342 amino acids. The record is from RefSeq and is a predicted model, not a curated record. NCBI's taxonomy places the organism in Eukaryota, Metazoa, Arthropoda, Insecta, Hymenoptera, Braconidae.